CUCAGACCAUAUCGACACUUGAUCACACUACACUACCUACACACACAGACCACAGUCACCACAUCAUUCAUCAUGAACUCCACCGUCAAGACUCUUUGCCGCACUGCCGUCGCUGCCCCUCGGGCUCUCCGUCUCAGCGUCAACCAGACCAGACGCCUUAGCAACACUACUCCCGAUGCCGCCCAUGGCCGUGAGGGUGCGGUCCACGACCCCAUCAUGGACAAGUUCUGGCGUGCGGAGACUGUCUCCCCCGCGGCCCCCACCGUGAAGACCUCCGCCCCGGCUGCCAGUCCUUCCACAUCGACCUUCACUUCUCGCGACCCUCCUCUGGGUACAUCUGUUUUCGAGCCAUCCAUUGCCCCUCGCUGGUCUGAGUAAAUGGUGUCAGUCUCCUUUGGGCAGCUAUUCCACAGAGGAUGAUGCUUCGCCCACUGGGCAUGGCUGAGCCAAGCACCCAACCACCCAACAUUAGGCGAUUCCUAUCCCACCCAGAACGCCUUGAACGAAGAAGAGAAUGGGGAUAGUACCCCGCGACUUCAUCCGACUGAUACCCCAUCUACCCCAUUAUAUCAACCCACGUUCGACAAUGGUGGUUGGGAGACUCCCGCCAACACCACCAACACAACACAGGUUGACCAGGACACAAAGACACCUUGGCCCUUGAAUGCGGCCGAGUGAGUCCAAGUCAACAUGAUCUAUUCUGUCUUUCAGAAAUACCCAUGUAUAUUGCAUUAUUAGGAUUGCUGGGAUUGGGAAACCACUGGUCCAUCUACUGGCAUUGGAACCAGGAACAAGGCCCUCUUUUAACCGAGACCUAGUGAGGCUCUCAGUUGGCCAAGCUGCUUUUUAGCGUAGCGUGAUGAAUUCAAAUGAGUUAAACUGUUAAACCAACUGCUCUG
Molecule: messenger RNA, 899 nt
Organism: Fusarium vanettenii 77-13-4
Lineage: Eukaryota; Fungi; Ascomycota; Sordariomycetes; Hypocreales; Nectriaceae
Exons: 1
Coding region: 73-378 (101 amino acids)
Source: RefSeq, a predicted model, not a curated record